Messenger RNA from Soboliphyme baturini, 3054 nucleotides. The record is from the annotation of a GenBank genome assembly. Lineage: Eukaryota; Metazoa; Nematoda; Enoplea; Dioctophymatida; Soboliphymatidae.
AUGACUCGGCAACAGCAGCUUCAGCGGCAGCAGCCGCCAGACGCUCCGGUCGACCUGACAGCAUUUUUUGAAACGCUUCCACCGUCGUUGCGACAGCAGAUCCUUUCGGACGUCGAUGACAGUCAGAUCGCUCUUUUGCCAGCACAUAUUGCGAACGAGGCGAGACGAUUGCGCUCACAGUACGACGAACAGGAAGCGGCGCGAUUUGCUUCUAUGUCCCGCCAGUUUUCAUUCAUGAACUUCGUUGGUCGUCGCGAAGGUCGAUAUUCUCUUCGGGCGCCGCCUCGACAAAAUGCGUUUGAUCGGCCAACGCUGCGGCGUUUGGCCCUACCGUCUUGUCAGCAGAUGACGCAUAACUACCACGGUCUUCCCUUAUUAGACAAAGAGGCCCUGUCUUGUUUAUUGGUAAUGUUUUUUAUGGACGACCAGCAGUUGAACAUAGCGAGACUGCAUCGCUUGAUGAAAUGUCUGUGUUAUCACGCGACGACUCGCGACUGGUUGAUGCGAGCGAUGAUUUCUAUAAUGGAGAAGACGGCUGAUUCUGGGCCCGGACCAACGCAGAUGUUAACCGCAACAGAGUCGGGGUGCGAAUCUGCGAGGAAAGAAAAAGUAGUUAGCAUCAAAGGAAAACCAGAUAUCGUCUGCACAUUACGACCUCGUCCUCAGAAUUGGCUGAGCAUAACGAUCAGUGGAGCACUGGGUGCCCCUGUAGACGUCUUUCAGAUCCAGCGCCACAUGGUAUCCGGUAAGAGGAUCGUGGUUCCCCAUGCAUCGAACCUCAGCAUUAAUCCUUUGGCGGUGGACGCCGUUUGCCGCAAUGUUCUGGAUUCGCUCAUUUCGUUAGCCAAAACAUUUCCGACCUACUUUUUACCCGAUUGUCUGCGAAAAAGCGAUCAGGAGGUCGGUGCUUCUACGGUGACCGACAACGACACAUCACUAGCUACGAGUUCGACGACGUUGACGGUGGUUUCUCCGUCACCGAAAAACGGACAGCAGCCACAGUCGACGCCUGCGUCUUCGAAAACGCCGACGACCAGCGAAAGCGAAAAUCGCACGAGCGACUGGCACAAGAGGCUGAGAACUGAUUUUUGGGACAUUCUGCUACGUUUGGAUUCGGUGUCAGCGGUUGCUACAGCCAAGCGCUCCAAGUCAGCCACCAAGCAACACUUUGCGUCUCAUCUCGAAGCGAUGCACUACGUGACGAUUGAAGAGUCACCUUUUGGUCACCUGAUGCUGUUGUUGGAGCACCCGUUCAUCAAAAAGAGCCCAACGUUGAUCGAUAAGACAUUGCGCCUAAUUGCUCUGACCGCCAAUGCUAUCCCGCUGAACGCUGCCGACAAGCUGGCUAGACAAGACGUGUCUUGCACGACGACCGAUGAGGUUGUCUAUUUGGAGCAGCACCUGAAACUGCUAGUAACGGUGAUUACGAACUGCCUUUGCGGCGAUGAGGGCUACGACGACGGUCGUUCGAUUUUCAUCAGAUUGGUCCGUUGUUUCGGAACGACCACCCGAAGAAAGAUCUGUGAGUACCUGCUGGAAGCGGCACAGAUGCUCGGCUGUAAACUGCGCGACGAAAUCAAGAUGUUGUUGGCUGAACUGACUGCAGUGUUUCCCAGCAGGGAGUUACAGCUGGUGACCGUGUCAAAUUUGACCGUCAAGGAUUCAGUUCAACACUGCUUGUUGCGUACGAUUAACGUUGUCAUGAUGCUCAGAGAAUCGAUCAACGCUCCAAGUUCGUCGUUGCCAGUAGCUGAUGCUUCCGCCCUUGAAUCUGAAGCUGCGUUGCCAGAUAUCACAUCUACCCAUUCCGCUACUGGUACCGUUGAGACGACCGCUGCAGCCGAAGGCGGCGACGCUGUACAACCCUCGGCCAGUGAUACGCAGCAGCCCGCCGAGUCGACUUCGUGCAACCUCGCUCCAGACACGGAACCCCCUGUGGUACAGAAAGAGUCUUCGGAAGACAAAGCCAAUGAUGAAGAAAUAUCUGCAGAAUCCACUCCCCUUAGUCGACUGCUGAACUUGGAAGAUCUCUGGGAAAUGCUCAGCGAGUGUCUCAAUCUUUUGGCAGAAGCUAGUGAUCCUCAUGCGGUACUGAUUUUUCAGCCAGCCGUGGAAGCAUUUUUCCUGGUGCAUGCCGGAGAAAGGAAGAAAAAGGACGUUUUGCCACCAGCUGAAGCCCCUGUCGCUCCAACUGAAUCAGCUAUCGAUUCGACGCAUGUUUCUGAUGGUAGCGUUGUGGUUCCUUCACCUACGACAGAAACAGCUGCCGGCCCUGCAUCGUCCGUUGUGGAAGCGACCGGCACAGAUGCGAUGAAAUUCUUGCGUUUCGCAGGUAGCGUUGUUCGCGUUGUAUUGAUGAUUCAUAACCGUCAUUGUCACCUUGGCCACUUUGUAGAGAAACACCGCACCGUUCUGAACCAGAUCCUGCGGCAGUCGACGCAGCACUUAGCCGAUGGACCGUUCGCCGUAUUGGUCAGCUACACGCGUAUACUGGAUUUCGAUAUCAAGCGGAAGUACUUUCGCAAGGAGUUGGAAAGAAUCGAUCAGGGCUUCAGAAGGGAAGACGUUGUGGUUCGAAUUCGCCGCGAUCACGUGUUUCAGGACAGCUUCCGCGAACUGUUCCGUCUCCGUAGCCAUGAAUGGAUUUCACGGUUUUACAUCAUAUUUGAAGGUGAAGAAGGUCAAGAUGCAGGCGGCCUGCUUAGAGAAUGGUUUUCGGUGAUAACGAGGGAAAUCUUCAAUCCGAAUUAUGCACUUUUCAUGACUUCUCCCGGCGACCGCGUUACCUACAUGAUAAAUCCGUCAUCGUAUGUAAAUCGCGAGCACCUGGAUUAUUUCAAGUUUAUCGGCCGCCUUAUCGCCAAGGCCGUGUAUGACAACAAGCUGUUAGACUGCUAUUUUACGCGCGCCUUUUACAAGCACAUCUUAGGAAAACUUGUCAAGUACACUGACAUCGAAUCUGAGGACCCUUCAUUCUACCAGUCUCUCGUUUACUUGCUGGAAAACCCGGUCUCUCAGCUGGGCUACGACCUGACUUUCAGUCUUGAGGUACGA